Messenger RNA from Ilex paraguariensis (yerba mate), 1281 nucleotides. The record is from the annotation of a GenBank genome assembly. NCBI's taxonomy places the organism in Eukaryota, Viridiplantae, Streptophyta, Magnoliopsida, Aquifoliales, Aquifoliaceae.
AUGACUAAUGGCAAGAUAACGAAGGCAAGCCUAAUAAAGAUUUUUGAUGAUCUUGGUUUUUUUCGGGAAUUCGAUUUCGAAACUCUCUACUCUUACGAGUACGAAAAGGAGAAGACUGAAAGGUUGGUUGAUGAUAUUCUUGAGUGGGAAUCAGAGAACUCUUAUGAUUUCGAAAAGGCGAAAACCGAGAAGCUGUAUGAUGAUAUACUCGACUUACUGCCCUCUGAUCCUUUUGAUAUGAAUUUAAGCCCUCCGAUUAUGGAAAUCACUGAUUGGAAUGAGGAUUUUGGGCUAAAAAUUCUUGGCUUUGGUACUGAUGAAUUGGAAGUCAAGAAAGAAGAUGAUGAACUAUUUGCAGAAUCGAAUUUUGAUUCAAACAGCGCCAUGAGUUCUUAUCAGGAGUUUGAUGACAAGAAAACAGAUGAAAAAUCAAUUGGGUCUCUAUUGAUUGAAGAAUUUUUGGAAGACAAAUGUUGGGAAUCAUGGGUUGCUAUUCAACAACUUCAAGAUGGCAAAGCAAUUCAUGUCAAUGGUGAUGAACAGUUUCUUCUCAAUUCAAUGCAUUCUAGUGAUUUCGAAGAGGAAACUGAGGAGCUCUCUGUUAAUAUACUUGAUUUACUGCCCUCUGAUCCCUUUGGUAUGAACGUAAGUGUUCCGGUAAUUAGUGGUUGGAAUGAGGAUCUUGAAGAGGAUUUUGGGUUAAAAAUUCUUGGGUUUGGAACUGAUGAAUCCGAGGUCGAAGAAGAAGAAGAAGAUGAUCAAGUAUUUACAGGGCUGAAUUGGGAUUCGAAUCAAGCUAUGAGUUCAUAUCAAGAGCUGGGUGACAUGAACACAAAUGGAAAAUCAAUUGGGUCUGCAAUGGAUUUAGAAUUAUUGGAAGACAAAUACUGGGAAUCAUGGGUUGCUAUGAAACAACUUCAUCUUGACAACAAUGAUCAAAUUUCUUAUGAUUUGGAAAAGGAGAAAACUGAAAAGUUGUGUGAUGAUAUACUUGAUUUACUGCCCUCUGAUCCCUUUGGUAUGAACAUAAGUGUUCCAAAAAUCACUGGUCGGAAUGAGGAUCUCGAGGAUGAUUUUGGGUUAAAACUUCUUGGAUUUGGAACUGAUGAAUCAGAUGUCAAUGAAGAAGAUAAUGAUUUAAAUUCGGAUUCGAAUCAAACCAUGAGUUCUUAUCCAGAGCUUGGUGACAUGAGAAAAGAUGGAAUGUUAACCAAGUAUGCACAUAUUGAAGAAUUUUAUCAAGAUAAAUAUGGGAUAUCUUUUUUUGCUGGUUGCAAGUAA